Messenger RNA from Ziziphus jujuba (common jujube), 3171 nucleotides. RefSeq names its product nitrate reductase [NADH]. The record is from RefSeq and is a predicted model, not a curated record. The coding region runs from base 131 to 2845 and encodes 904 amino acids. Gene Ontology annotation, molecular function: heme binding; nitrate reductase (NADPH) activity; molybdopterin cofactor binding. The transcript is spliced from 4 exons. Gene Ontology annotation, biological process: nitrate assimilation; nitric oxide biosynthetic process. NCBI's taxonomy places the organism in Eukaryota, Viridiplantae, Streptophyta, Magnoliopsida, Rosales, Rhamnaceae.
UUCCUCACUGCCACCACUCAACACAUCCAAAUAAUUCCAACUUUUUCCUCAACCGAAAAACUGACCCAAAAAAAAAAGUGAAAAAUAAAAUUACAAUUAAAACCCCCUUUCCUUUCUUCACAAGUCUUCUAUGGCGGCCUCAGUGCAAAACCGCCAGUUUCCUCACCUCGAACCGGCCAUGAACGGCGUCGUAGGCCGCUCCUUCAAAUCCGGUCCUAGUAAUCACCGGUCUGAUUCUCCGGUUCGGGGCUAUAAGUUCCCGGAUACAACCCGUCCGAAGAGACGGAUCGUAAUGGAUGACGAUUCGUCCAGCGAAGACGAAAAUGAGGCUGAUUAUAAGGAGUUGAUACGGAAAGGGAACAGCGAACUCGAGGCGUCGAUCUUCGACUCUCGGGACGACGGAACAUCUGACAGCUGGAUCGAGCGCAAUCCUAGCCUGAUCCGUCUCACAGGGAAACACCCCCUCAACUCGGAGCCUCCACUGACCCGGCUCAUGCACCACGGUUUCAUCACGCCCGUCCCGCUCCACUACGUCCGCAACCACGGACCGGUCUAUAAAGGCUCGUGGGACGACUGGACCGUGGAGGUGACCGGUCUGGUGAAACGGCCCACUCGGUUCACCAUGGACCAGUUGGUGAACGAGUUCCAGAGCCGGGAGUUCCCAGUCACGCUGGUGUGCGCGGGUAACAGAAGGAAGGAGCAGAACAUGGUGAAGCAGACCAUCGGUUUCAACUGGGGCCCAUCUGGGGUUUCCACUUCGGUGUGGAAGGGUGUACCGUUGCGCGAUGUGCUGAAGCGGUGUGGGAUCAUGAGCCGUAAAAAUGGGGCAUUGAAUGUGUGCUUUGAAGGCGCUGAGGAUUUGCCAGGUGGAGGUGGUUCCAAGUACGGGACUAGCAUCCGCAAGGAGUUUGCGAUGGAUGCUUCUAGAGAUAUCAUAUUGGCGUACAUGCAAAACGGCGAGCUUUUAGCUCCGGACCAUGGUUUUCCCGUGAGGAUUAUCAUACCGGGUUUUAUUGGUGGACGAAUGGUGAAGUGGCUUAAACGCAUCGUCGUUACUACCAAGGAGUCCGAUAACUAUUACCAUUACCGAGACAACAGAGUCCUUCCUCCCCACGUCGAUGCAGAGCUGGCCAACGCUGAAGGUUGGUGGUACAAGCCUGAAUAUAUUAUCAACGAGUUGAACAUAAACUCAGUAAUAACGACACCGUGUCAUGGCGAGAUCUUGCCCAUAAACACUUGGACCACUCAGAUGCCUUACAGUUUGAGAGGCUACGCAUAUUCCGGGGGCGGUAAGAAAGUAACACGCGUGGAAGUAACCAUGGAUGGUGGAGAUACUUGGCACGUGUGCACAUUAGACCACCCAGAGAAGCCCAGUAAAUAUGGCAAAUACUGGUGCUGGUGUUUUUGGUCGCUGGAGGUUGAGGUCCUUAACCUUCUCGUGGCCAAGGAGAUUGCUGUUAGAGCCUGGGACGAGACCCUCAAUACUCAGCCAGAGAAGCUUAUCUGGAAUGUCAUGGGAAUGAUGAACAACUGCUGGUUCCGGGUAAAAACCAACAUGUGCAAGCCACACAAAGGAGAGAUAGGAAUCGUAUUCGAGCACCCGACCCAACCGGGUAACCAAUCGGGAGGGUGGAUGGCAAGAGAAAGGCACUUAGAAUCCGAAACCAACCCGACCAUGAAGAAGAGUGUUUCUACACCAUUCAUGAACACCGCUUCCAAGACAUAUUCCAUGUCCGAGGUCCAAAAGCACAACUCCUCACAGUCUGCGUGGAUCAUAGUCCACGGCCAUAUCUACGACUGUACUCGCUUCCUGAACGACCAUCCCGGCGGUGUGGAUAGCAUUCUCAUUAACGCCGGUACCGACUGUACCGAAGAAUUCGAUGCCAUCCACUCCGAUAAGGCCAAGAAAAUGCUCGAAGAUUACAGAAUCGGAGAGUUGGUAACUACUGAUUACACCUCCGACUCUUCAGUUUCAUCUCCCAAUAACUCUGUCCAUGGAGCUUCCAACACUUUCCACUUAGCUCCCAUCAAAGAAGCCACUCCAUUAUCCAAAAACAUAGCCCUCGUCCCACGUGAGAAAAUCCCGUGCAAAUUAAUUGCAAAAUCUUCCAUCUCCCACGAUGUUCGUCUCUUCCGAUUCGCAUUACCAUCGGAGGAUCAAGUUCUUGGACUACCAGUUGGGAAACACAUAUUCUUGUGUGCCACUAUAGACGAUAAAUUAUGCAUGAGAGCUUACACUCCCACGAGUUCGAUCGACGAGGUCGGAUAUUUCGAUCUGGUGGUGAAGAUAUACUUCAAGAACGUUCAUCCGAAAUUCCCCAAUGGCGGUGCGAUGUCGCAGUACCUGGAUUCGCUGCCAUUGGGCUCGGUGCUCGACAUUAAAGGUCCUCUUGGCCACAUAGAAUACACCGGCAGUGGAAAUUUUUCGGUCGGUGGGAAAGCGAAAUUUGCGAAGAAGCUAGCUAUGCUUGCAGGUGGAACGGGAAUCACGCCGAUAUAUCAAGUUGCUCAGGCUGUUUUGAAGGAUCCUGAAGAUGAGACAGAAAUGUUCGUGGUGUAUGCGAACCGCACGGAGGAUGAUAUACUGCUGAGGGAGGAGCUGGAUGAUUGGGCAAGAAAAUACGAGAGGUUUAAGAUUUGGUACGUGGUGCAAGAGCCUAUUAAAGAAGGGUGGCAAUAUAGUGUGGGUUUCAUCACUGAAAGUAUCCUGAGGGAGCAUAUUCCUGAAGGAUCGGAUGACACUCUGGCCUUGGCUUGUGGACCCCCACCGAUGAUUCAGUUUGCUGUGCAGCCCAAUUUGGAGAAAAUGAAAUAUGAUGUCAAGGACUCGUUGCUAGUGUUUUAGAGUGGCUGGAAGGAGUAUAAAUUGAAUUCUAACAUAUUGAUGGGAUCCACGUUCAAAGGCAGGAGUUCAUUACGGUCGCCGAGUCAAUAUUAAUGUACGUGUACAUACACUGGUGUUUUUCUCCCUUGUAUUAUUAUUAUUUUUUUUAUUUUUUUUAUUUUUUUUUUUAGUUCGUUCUUUGGCCUCUUUUGGCCGGAUAUAAUGUUGGAAACUUCAGGUAUCGUAACGUAUGUAUUCUGUGAGAUCUAUCUACAGAAAUAUUUUGCAAGGGCCAAUUUAUACUUUAUGUACAAAUUUUUUUAAUAAAUGGAUCGUGUUUUACAUCA